Brettanomyces bruxellensis is the source of this 729-nucleotide messenger RNA. RefSeq lists its product as uncharacterized. Bases 1 to 729 code for a protein of 242 amino acids. NCBI's taxonomy places the organism in Eukaryota, Fungi, Ascomycota, Pichiomycetes, Pichiales, Pichiaceae. The transcript has a single exon. The record is from RefSeq and is a predicted model, not a curated record.
AUGGAAAACUAUCCAGAUCACAUGUCAACAGUAUCCAUCUCAUCCCUUACCAGGCGGAGAAGAAGGCCAUCUGGAAAAUACCUCCGUCUUUCCAAAAAUUCUGUAACAAAUGAACUGAAUACAAGUCCACCUUCAUUAAAACAAUUUACAUUCUGUACCCAAAGAAAAAUACUGAAACCACAGAAGAGCAGUCUCAGUUCAAGGGACAAUCACGGACCGAAAACCAAGAAAAGUGUCACAUUUACGGUCCCGGUUAUUCAAAAUAUAAACAACAGGGACUCGUCUAGCGAGAACAUUACAACACCAUUAGUGUCUGCUAAAGAAACACUUGACACUGAAUCGGACAUAUCAAAACUUGAGUCUUUAUGCUUCGAACAACCACAUAUCAGCCCUCGGGAGCAAGAACAAAACAACAAAGCAGGAAAUGCUUCGCAAAAUGUUUCAUCAAACAUUCGCUGUAAUACAGCCGAAAGUGACUUUGCUAUUGAUAAAUUAUUUUCAGGGGAUGAUUAUGACGAAGGGAAAAUGCGUUCUAGUCCUACAAAAAUGGAAAAAGAUGCCAUGGUACUACAAGAGGAAAUAAGAGCUAUAGAUGAAACAAUUAGGGCAUUGAAAAAGAAGAGAAAGGAUCUUGUGAGGAAACAACGAGUUGAUUUCUGGCAUGGUCUGUUUGAGGGGAAAUUUUUUAAAAAGACAGAACGAUCUUCAACAGACGUCAGAGCAGUUUAA